UCCUCCGGUGCUGACGUCAGCGGGAAGGGGCAACACAUCUGGGGAGCACUGGUGACAGCCUCAAGUACGGAGCAGGAUUAGGGAACACUUCUCCACUCGCGGCAGGGAAACCAAGCUGCUGAAUAUAUGUAGGGAGAAGCUAGAAUUCUGAGACACAACAGGAUAGAAGUGUUUCCAGAUGAUCUGCUUUGUUUCUGAGCGAAUCAAGGACACUACAAGUACCAGAAUCCCUCGCUGACGCCCAUGUGUGACACCCGCCAAUGAGAGGCCGCCUGGUCACGUGGGCCGCGGUCCCGCUGCCCUCCCAUUGUCGGUAGUGGAGCGCGCACUGGCGCGCGCACAGGCCUCGUGGGCUCGGCGGCGGCUCGAGCGGCGGCGGCGGCGGCGGGAAGAUGCCCAUCCUCCUCUUCCUCAUCGACACGUCGGCGUCCAUGAACCAGCGCUCGUACCUCGGCACCACCUACCUGGACAUCGCUAAGGGCGCCGUCGAGCUUUUCAUGAAGUUGCGGGCCCGCGACCCGGCCAGUCGGGGCGACAGGUACAUGUUGGUGACGUUUGACGAGGCGCCCUGCGGCAUCAAGGCUGGUUGGAAAGAAAAUCAUGCAACUUUCAUGAAUGAGCUGAAGAAUCUUCAAGCAACUGGACUCACUACACUUGGGCAAGCCUUGCGGGCGUCCUUCGAUUUAUUAAAUUUGAACCGUUUAGUUUCAGGAAUAGAUAAUUAUGGUCAAGGGAGGAAUCCUUUUUUCCUUGAGCCAUCUGUUAUAAUAACUAUCUCUGAUGGAAGCAAAAUGACAAAUAAUGGCGGGGUGCAAGAGGAGCUGCACUUGCCAUUAAAUUCUCCCCUGCCUGGUAGUGAAUUGACAAAAGAGCCAUUCCGGUGGGAUCAGAGGUUGUUUGCAUUGGUUCUUCGCCUCCCUGGUGCAUCAUCCCUUGAAGCAGAGCAGCUUGGCAGCGUACCUUCAGAUGACUCUGCUGUGACCCAGAUGUGUGAAGUGACUGGAGGUCGGUCCUACUGUGUGCGCACACAGCGAAUGUUAAACCAGUGCCUAGAAUCCUUGGUACAGAAAGUUCAAAGUGGAGUGGUUAUUAAUUUUGAAAAAACUGGACCAGACCCAGCACCAAUUGGAGAAGAUGGUGUGGUUGAACCACCUCGAACAACUUCUUUAUUUACUCCUCAAGCUUGGCAUAGCUGUCACAAGUUAAUAUAUGUGAGACCUAACCCUAAGACCGGCGUACCUGUUGGACACUGGCCAAUUCCUGAAUCCUUUUGGCCGGAUCAAAAUUCCCCCACGCUGCCUCCACGUACAGCUCACCCUGUGGUAAGGUUCUCCUGUGCUGAUUGUGAACCAAUGGUCAUUGAUAAAUUACCCUUUGACAAAUAUGAACUUGAACCUUCACCUUUGACCCAGUACAUUCUAGAGCGCAAAUCUCCUCACACCUGCUGGCAGGGAGUGGAUAAUAGAAUGCUGUCUGCUACCCAACUGCAGAAUGCUCAGGUAUUUGUGAGCAGUAGUGGAAAAUACAGUGACCUGGGACAUCCUUUCGGUUACCUGAAGGCGAGCACAACGUUAACCUGUGUGAAUCUCUUUGUAAUGCCUUACAACUACCCAGUGCUGCUCCCACAGCUUGAUGAUUUGUUCAAAGUGCACAAACUAAAACCAAACCUGAAGUGGCGCCAAACCUUUGAUAAUUACUUGAAGACCAUGCCUCCGUACUACCUGUUGCCAUUGAAAAAAGCACUACGGAUGAUGGGGGCUCCCAACUUGAUCAAUGAUAACAGCAUGGAUUGUGGACUCAGUUACAGUGUUAUUUCUUACCUCAAGAAACUUAGCCAACAGGCCAAAAUAGAGUCAGAUCGUAUAAUUGCAUCUGUUGGGAAAAAGACUCCACAGGAGCUGGGAAUCAAGGUUAAGAACCAAUCUAGUGUACUGUCCCUGGCUCAUCGCAGAGAUUUUAAGCAACUUCUGCAAGGAAUCACUGGGGAAGUACCUCUCCGACCCUUGGAACUAAGCAUGAAGGAAUUUGCUGGCUUUCAGAUAGCAAUCCUAAGCAAGGAUGUUAAACCUCAGACUUACAGGAAUGCCUAUGAUAUUCCUCGCCGGAGCCUGUUAGACCAGCUAACUAGAAUGAGAUCAAAUCUACUGAAAACAACACAGAAAUUGAUUCGAGGGCAAGAUGAAGAUUAUCUGCACAGUAUUCCUGUGGCACAGAUGGGCAACUAUCAAGAAUACCUGAAACUUAUGCCCCCGCCUCUUCGUGAGAUUGACCCAGACCAACCUAAGCGACUCCACACAUUCGGGAAUCCUUUCAAGCAGGACAAGAAGGGAAUGAUGAUCGAUGAGGCCGAUGAGUUUGUUGCAGGUCCACAGAACAAGGUGAAACGACCUGGAGAACAUAACACACCGGGAUCGCUGAAGAGAAGACGUAGCAUGUCACCAUUACUGCGACGGCCUCAAACUCCACCUGUCAUCAAUCACAUUGGAGGAAAGGGACCUCCGGUUGCAGGAGUCCAAUCACAGGGCUGUCCUGUAAAGCCUCUAGAAGUACAUAAUGAUGCAAACUGUGUUGCAACAGAUGAAGUAAGUGCAGAAAAGGACUUGUGGCAACCAGUGGAUAAAACAAUUGGAGAUGUAGUGGAAAUGGCUCCAGCCGAAGGACCUGCUUCAACAUCUAUUCACACGGCACCAGACAUGCUGCUGCCCAGUGAUUUUCACGCUGUUGCAGAACUCAAUCACGUGGCUGACGAUGCACUUGAUUAUAAACUUGGGCUGGAUGUUGCAAUGAGGGACUCCUUGAAGAGCCCAUCUGAGAUUGACAAUGAAGCAGAUGUGACACAGGAAAGCAAUUCGGGCAUCUCCUUGCCUACCUCUGAAGUAGCGCAAAUUCAGCCAGUGGUAGAAGGGAAUAAUGCAGAGCUCAGGAUCAAAGUCAUGAAGGAGAUUCGCAAGCCAGGGAGAAAUUAUGACAGACUCUUCAGGUUAUUGGAGGACAUACAAGGUCCUUCAGAAAUUCAGAGGAACUUUAUUCAGAAUACCAUCAAAGAAGCUGCCAGGUUUAAAAGACGAGUAUUAAUCCAGCAGCUAGAAAGAGUACUGGAAGGUGUUACUUCAAGGUCUCUGACAGGACAGAUCAACCAUGUCAACAACAGAUAAUCCAACUGCAGGAUUAAGGGCCAGCAAUUUGCUUCCCUGUCAUGAACUGGCACGUUGAAUGGCGCAUGAACUGCUCAUAACUUGUUUGAUUUAAGCAUCCUGUCACUGCACUGUGGAAUGGCACAAUUGUUGCAGAACAUGUGGAGCAGAGUCCCUAAAGGCUGGUCGAAGAGCUUUGCCAAUACUGUGACAGCCAUUGCUUUUGGAGAUGGAUAUGGUGAGCAUCAAAGAGAGGAGGAGGAGGAAGAAUUGAUGAAAUGAUCCUCUUUUAGCUACCUUUAUUCACUUGGUUAUUGAAGCUUUCUGCGUUCAGAUAUGGUGCCUCCUUUGGCACAUGAUCCAAGCACUGGUAUAUAGGGAAGAAAAUGUGAAUUUUUAUUUUUAAAGAAAAUAAAAAGCUAAAUAUGUAGAUGAAACCAUCUACCUCAGACUCACUUUACAGUUUUGUAGGUAGAUAACAUGUGGCCAAUUCCUUCCCAGCUGUGUUUCACUCCAUGAGGAGCACUGACUGCUGUGAGGAAUUUGCACAAAAUGGACACCAGGGGAUUGACCUUUUUAUUGUUCAUAUAAGAGGAAUUAUUUUUGGAUGACAUUGUUACAAAUUUAAAACACCAAAUUGUCAUAUUUUAAAGUGUGAAAUAACUUUUGUAACUGUUAUCUAUUGAAAAUAAAUGCAGUUUAUCAUGGUAUUUUGUAUUUACAUGUGAAUACACAUAUCGAAUACAUUUUCAGGUGGCACUUUAUACAUUUGUAGGACAUCACUUUUGAUCUAUUUGAUAACAAAGAUGUAUUUCAAUUAUUGUGGAAUUAUCUUUAUAUUUAAUCCUUUCAGAAUGAUAAAACAACUUUCAUCUUUGAAUAUUGCAGUUUUGAAUGCUGGAAGUUUAGAAUGUCUGGACUGCGUAAUUCUAUGAUUUAUAGAUACUAUCUUUUAAAACGUAGCACAUUUUACUGAAUGCAUGAAUGUG
Messenger RNA from Pristis pectinata (smalltooth sawfish), 4123 nucleotides. RefSeq names its product integrator complex subunit 6 like (gene ints6l). NCBI's taxonomy places the organism in Eukaryota, Metazoa, Chordata, Chondrichthyes, Rhinopristiformes, Pristidae. Gene Ontology annotation, biological process: snRNA 3'-end processing. Gene Ontology annotation, cellular component: integrator complex. The transcript has 20 exons. The record is from RefSeq and is a predicted model, not a curated record. Bases 393 to 3155 code for a protein of 920 amino acids.